Molecule: messenger RNA, 615 nt
Organism: Colletotrichum gloeosporioides
Lineage: Eukaryota; Fungi; Ascomycota; Sordariomycetes; Glomerellales; Glomerellaceae
Exons: 4
Coding region: 1-615 (204 amino acids)
Source: RefSeq, a predicted model, not a curated record
AUGUCUUCUUCCAGAUCCAAGAAGUCGUCUAAGAAAGGCCAGGAGAGCACGCGAGAACACAACUACGAAGAGCAGUACGCAUCACCGGCGGGAACGGACAGCUAUUAUGCUUCCUCGUCGACGACGGCACCAACGACUGCGGACCCGGGAACGCCCAAGCAGACGGUGCUCAAAUCCAAGUCCAUCAAGAGUGAGGGCGAGAUCACGCUCCAGGGACCCAUCGAGGUUGCUGGGUCGGUGAGGUCGGGGGGUAACAUCACGUUCAAUGGAGACUUUGACGUCCGGGAUAAAGUGGAGGCAUAUGGGGGGAUUGAAGUCAAUGGAAACCUGUCCUGCGAGGGCAAGAUGAAGGCGUAUGGCAACAUCAAUGUGGCGGGAUACAUGUCUGUCGGUGACAAGAUCAAAGGCUUCGGAAAGUUGAGAGUUACCGGUACAUGCGAGGCCAAGGAGCUCGAGGUGUAUGGGAACACGACGAUCAAUGGCUUUCUAAAAUGCAAAAAGAUGACGUUGUAUGGCACGCUGACCAUCAUUGGCGAGAACUCUGGGUUUCAAGCUGAGGAGGAGGAAAAGAUUUGGGGUGCGAUUAUCAGCCGCGAGGAGGAAGCGCGCUGGUGA